Synchiropus splendidus (mandarinfish) is the source of this 2724-nucleotide messenger RNA. It is a transcript of the gene arrb2b, whose product is annotated as arrestin, beta 2b. Gene Ontology annotation, biological process: positive regulation of ERK1 and ERK2 cascade; signal transduction; G protein-coupled receptor internalization. The coding region runs from base 110 to 1324 and encodes 404 amino acids. The transcript has 14 exons. Gene Ontology annotation, cellular component: cytoplasm. Gene Ontology annotation, molecular function: angiotensin receptor binding. The record is from RefSeq and is a predicted model, not a curated record. NCBI's taxonomy places the organism in Eukaryota, Metazoa, Chordata, Actinopteri, Syngnathiformes, Callionymidae.
GGUGGGCGUGGCCACAGCCCUUCAGCCUCGGUACCAGGCUGAGUGAAGCAGUGGAGCAGUGGAGCAGCUGCGGACCAGAUCACGCCGAGCAGACAGUCGGUCUGUUGAGAUGGGGGAUAAAACUGGGACCAGAGUCUUUAAGAAGUCCAGCCCCAACUGCAAGCUUACAGUUUAUCUGGGGAAGCGUGACUUUGUGGAUCACUCAGAUCAAGUCGAUCCCGUUGAUGGAGUGCUCCUUGUAGACCCGGAAUAUCUGAAAGAUAGAAAAGUCUUUGUGACGCUGACCUGCGCAUUCCGUUAUGGACGCGAGGACCUGGAUGUGCUGGGCCUGUCCUUCCGUAAGGAUCUUUACGUGAGCACCUUCCAGGCCUUCCCGCCGCUGCUGGAGAAUAAGAAGCCACUCACCUACCUGCAAGAGAGGCUGCUGAAGAAGCUGGGCCAACAUGCUCACCCCUUCAACUUCACGAUUCCUCAGAACCUGCCUUGCUCAGUGACCCUCCAGCCUGGGCCCGAGGACACUGGGAAGGCGUGUGGAGUGGAUUAUGAGCUUCAAGCCUUCUGUGCCAAGACGGUCGACGAGAAGCUCCACCAAAGGAAUUCGGUGCGUCUUGUGAUCCGGAAGGUUCAGUACGCUCCAGAGAAACAAGGCCCACAGCCCAUGGCUGAGAUGAGUCGCAGCUUCUUGAUGUCUGAUCGAUCACUAAACCUGGAGGUCUCGCUGGACAAGGAGCUGUACUACCAUGGUGAGCCCAUCAAUGUGAACGUCCACGUCACCAACAACUCCACUAAGACAGUGAAGAGGCUGAAGAUUUCAGUGCGUCAGUACGCUGAUAUCUGUCUGUUCUCCACGGCCCAGUACAAGUGCCCAGUCGCAGUGGUGGAGGCUGAUGACCAAGUCUCUCCCAGCUCCACCUUCUGCCAUGUCUACACACUGACACCAGUGCUGGGCACCAACAGGGAGAAGAGAGGCUUGGCUCUGGAUGGGAAGCUGAAACAUGAAGACACCAACCUGGCUUCCAGCACCAUAAUUAAGGAUGGAUCAAGCAAGGAGAUGAUGGGCAUCAUGGUUUCCUACAAAAUAAAAGUCAAGCUGGUGGUGUCACGCGGAGGGGAUGUUGCAGUCGAGCUACCAUUUAUCCUGAUGCAUCCAAAGCCAAUUGAGCCGCCCACCCCCACUCCCCCGACAGAGGUCGAUGCUGCUGUGGAUACGAAUCUCAUUGAGUUUGAAAUGAACUCUUCUUCUCAGGUCGACGACUUUGUCUUUGAAGACUUUGCUCGCCUGCGUCUGACUGGACCCAAGGUGGAUGACGACCCAUUCCCUUAGCCGAGUCCCCAUGGUAACCAGUCAAGCCGUGACGUAGUUGUAACACACGAACUGUCAAAGAGGUCAAUUACCGGAGGAGCUCAACAACCCCAUUGCUGUUUUGUCUUGUGGAAUGUAUUCAUUGGCAGUCAAGAUUGGUCGUCACUGUCACGUGGUGAAGGUUCUUGACACUGGUGAAGUGAAUGUGUGGCUUUGAUUUGGCAACAAUAGGAAAGUUUUAUAGAGACUUUAUAUUGCAAAAUAGGCCUGUCACUGUAAAAAGGUGUUUCAGUGUUGUCAAUAUUUGUAUGUAAUCUAACAUUUACCAAAAAAAAAAUCAUAUUUGUUUGUCUCAUGCCUGUAAAGCAUUGUACCAUUAAAUGUGUCAAGUGUGAAACAAUCCACCCUUUCAGUGACAGUUGAAGUCGGCUGAAUGCUCUGGUGUGUCUUAGGUUUAGCAAAUAACCAUCCAAGUGUUCCAGACCAACAGAGUGACCAGUGAAUGGGCAUGCCAUGUAAAUGAUGAUCUACCCUCAAGUAUUCUGGACCUGUUAUUGGCAGUGGAAGGGGUCAGCGUGACCAUCUGGUCUGCGCUGUGCAGGCUCACCAUCUUCGGUUGGGACCACUUAUGCCUGUGGCCCCUGCAUGAGUCGGGGUGUGCUAGAUGCUCACAAGCCCCUUGCUGGUUGACCACUUCCCUACAGCGGACCACUUGGGAAAGGUACUGGCCACUGCUGACACCACAAGUGUUAUGGCUCAUCAGUACAUAUGUUUGGUCCUCAUCAGUAUUCAGUACUUCUGCCGCAAAAAAAAAAAAUGUGCCUUGUGAAAACUUGUUUGAAGCUUCAGCUAUACUUUUCCAAAAAUUGCCAUUUUCUUGCCAUUUUAUGACCAUUGUGGCUGUUAUUCCGGUCGUGGCCUCACACUGGAGCACUCACAAGUUUAACUGUCCUUUGCUUUAUUUACUUUUACGUUUGUUGACUUGACAUUCCCACCUUGCACUCUGAUUCCUAUAAACUGUUACCAUGAAUUUUACACGAUCUCAACUGUAACGUGUUAAAUCGCACUCCUGAAUGACCCGUUUUCCCACUGGCCCAGUUACAGUAACAAAGGGAAGAUUUCCUUUGAUUUUUUCCAAAAAAAAACCCUUUGAAUUAUCUGCAAAAUUGAGGCAAUUUUGUUGAAAUUAUAGAAAAUCAAUGCCAAUACAAUGUACAUUUUUUGAUGGCUGACUUUGAUGGCAAAUCAGAUGCUAGGAUCUCACUGUUGUUGUCACGUUUGCACAAGUGUAUGUUUGUCAAGUGUAAAAUACGUUCAGAAUAUGCAUGACAGUUCUGUUGGAGAAAGAAGAGUUUAACACUGAAAAUACCAUUUUACUCAGAGCGUUAUCCAAAAUGAUGAUGUAUUAAAUUAAUCAAAUU